Molecule: messenger RNA, 2104 nt
Organism: Opisthorchis viverrini
Lineage: Eukaryota; Metazoa; Platyhelminthes; Trematoda; Opisthorchiida; Opisthorchiidae
Exons: 9
Coding region: 362-1501 (379 amino acids)
Biological process (GO): autophagosome assembly; nucleophagy; autophagy of mitochondrion
Cellular component (GO): cytoplasmic ubiquitin ligase complex; cytosol
Molecular function (GO): Atg8-family ligase activity
Source: RefSeq, a predicted model, not a curated record
AAGCUUAUUUGGCGCUCGCGUAGCCCGCUCGGAGCGGCGCGUGCUUGGGAAGCUCGAUUGCCAGUUUGGUGUGUGGUGCUUUCUUGAGUGAUUUGUGGAAGUUGUCACGAACCUGUGCCUUCGGAAAAUCACUCCACAGUGUGCUGCUACGACAGGCCAGCUAGUAAUAUAAACCACUUGUGACAAAGAUCUGUGUCCGUAAGAUCGAGUGUUUCUACCAACCAUAACUUGGCACUUUGGAGAAAAGUUAAGUCCAAUCGACUGGGCAGAGUUUGUCAGUCGUCUAUGGUAUGCAGAUUGUAAUUGUGUAACCCCUUUUGGCUUGACCAGUCGAUUGGCAUAACGAGGAAAUUGUUCAAUUAUGGAUUCCAUUCGUCAAGCUGUGACACGAACUGCCCUAGGUCUGGCGGAAUACGUUGUUCCCGUGUUACGCACAUCCAAGUUCAAGGAGACGGGAGUCAUCACGCCGGAGGAAUUUGUGGCUGCCGGUGACUUCUUGGUUCACCACUGUCCCACGUGGCAAUGGAUGACGGGAGACAAACCCCCAAGAGAUUAUCUACCCGUGGCGAAACAGUAUCUUCUGACACGCAACGUUCCCUGCUACAAACGGGUGAAACAGGUGGAUAACCAUAACGAAGACCUGGAAGAAACAGUUGAAGGCGGUUGGGUCGAUACUCAUCAUUAUGCCUCCGCCUAUACCGAAGAUACAGACAAGCCGGCCGAAAUGCCCACUGACCAACGUGGUAUAGCACCAGGUCAUGUCGGAGACAACGCUGUUGGGCUAGAUGAGGAUGAAGACGAAGAAGAGGAAGCUGAAGAUAUGGAGGCGUUCAUGCAGCGUGGAAUGCUGGAUGAGGUUGAUCCUGUUAGCGUUUGUCCAUCGAUCCCAAAGUCGCACAACCUCGGAUCCGAUCCAGAUACAAUUGUUUCUACUCGUACCUAUGAUCUAUAUAUCACCUAUGACAAAUAUUACCAGACUCCGCGCAUGUGGUUGUAUGGCUAUAAUGAACACGGGGAUCCUUUGACGGCAGAUGAGAUGUAUGAGGACUUCAGGCAAUUCUAUUACCAAAUGCCCUCGGAUCCGUCAGUAAACCAAAAGGACAGACAUGUUCAGAAAGCGCGCAAGUCUACGGCGCCCUCUACGUGCGGCAGUUCGGGAUCCACUGGUUCUGGUGAGAAUCGCGAACUCGAUCGACUCAAAUUUAGCAACCCUGGUAAAGCUAUGAAAGAUUUGCAGUUUCCAUGGCGUGAAAGCAACCUGACUCGCAACUUCCGUAAGCAGUUGGCUUCCAGACACUACCGGAAGGAUCGAAAUUCGUCGCCACCACUCUACGAUUCGCGGGGGCGUAAGCUAGGAUCUCUGGUCGAUACAUGUGACUGUCUGCGUGAAGACUGUCCUGGAUGUCAUCUUCCCUGUCGCCGAUGUCACUCGACGUUUUGUGGCCCAGUUUGUCGAAUAUACCGGACGUUUACUUUUCAAGAGGCCAAACUGUUCAUCUAGAACUCACCGCUACCAUCUCACAUGGAAUUUGUAAAAAUUCGCUUUGAAUAUUUGCGAACUACACAGAAGCAUUGUUAAUGGGUAACUGGAUGUUGAUUCCCCCCAGCUGUCCUGUGUUUCAUGAGUUUUAAACGACCCUGGUGCAGCUCCGUGCCUUCUGAUUAUUGUGGAAAAACAUGAGCUUCAUGAUCAAUAUGGAAGACCUACUUCAGUCCGCAUGCAUACUUAUUUGAGCACCUGCAACCUAAGUAAUUGUCGGAAACCGUGUGCUGCAAUAUUGCGGUGGAGGCGUUUUUGGCAAAAAACCUGCCAACCUGACGCCUUCUGCAUUGGUUGCAGUUUCUCCACACAAAAUCUAUUUACUCUACUUUCGAAGCACCCCGCAUGCAUUCCUUAAAUGGUGGCGUUUUGCUACCCCUUGAGUAUGAUCCCUUAUUUCUUCUUCUUCGAUCCAUCUAAGACCGCGCUGGUUCCAUUCCUCUAAACAAUUCUCAGCGUGUCUUUGCAUUACCCUCUGUCGGCAAAAUUGUUAUCCCAAAUACUUUUUGCAUUUUCCGGUCCAUGUAUUUUCUUAAACAUCCUCGAUUUUCACGUCCUUUCAAC